AAUUGUCUCUACCAGUUUGUCUAGAGGAAUUGUGCCAUAAAAGACAGAUGUACACCAGUGCAAGUUGAUGUCAUGAACUUUCAUAUUACAAAUUUUGAGAAAACAGAUGCCUGUUUAAGAAUUCAUGAAGUUGUAUGGUGCAGUGAAAGUUAACAAUGGAAGGAUUGCUUGCCAAAGAACCACCUACAUCAACUCGAACGUCCAAUCCACCAAGUGAUAGGUUGGACUUUGACAAUGAUGAUGGUGGCAAUGAAGCUGCGAAUCAGUCUCUUGAGCUCAGUGAUGCUCAAGACUCGGACUCAGAUGGAGAACUUGAGGAAGGAGAAAUUCAGUCAGAGGUGGAAACCAAUGAUGAUGACUCCAGGUCUGUUAGUGAGAUCAUAGGUAAAAAAGACAGUGAUAGUAAGACACCCCAUAUACCAAACUUUAACAUAGUUAAGUGCCAACAGUCUUUUAACCAUGACAGUCCCAGUAGUAGUAGCUUGCUGGACUCAAGUACUGACCAGUUUAAAACUGAGUCCCCUGACAUUGUCCCUGAUAGUUUUGACAAGAGUGAGGUUGAGUCUAGUGAUGGUGAAAUAUAUUCUGCCAGUGAGGAUAACCAGGCGUGUGAUGUCAAAGAGCAGUCUGAUGAUUUGUUUGAUAUGGUGUUUGAUUUCAAGUCUUCAGAUAAAGAUCAGAGUACUGCAGAUUCUUUAGAUGAUACUCUCACUGAGGAUAUUGGAGAGGAUGUAGGAAGAAAAAGAAAACACUCUUCAGCAGAGAAUGAUGAAAAAGUGAACAAUGACAGGUGCCCAGCUGCCAAAAAAUCACGAGUAAUAACCCAGGCAGCUGCAGUAGCAGAGGAAAUGGGCUCAGAUGCUGGCAAUCUGAAUGAGAAUGGCUUGACUCAUGAGUUUGAUGUGAUCGAUGAAACUAAUGAAGAUGGGGGAGACAAUUUUGAUCAGGAUGCUGGGGAAUAUGACAGUGAUGAAGAUGACCUGGAUGACAACGAAAUUUAUGCAUGGCUAGAAGAGGGUGUCAGCAAAAAGUCACUCAAGCCUGAGGAUGCAGAAGAGGGACCAUCUCAAAGAGAGAAACUUGUUUUGCAAGAGAAAGGGAGUGAUCCUUUUGACAUGCUACCCGAGGGUUGGGUGCUGGUCACACAUAACAGUGGUAUGCCGGUGUAUCUUCACAAACAGUCCAGAGUGGUGACAUUUUCCAAGCCUUACUUUAUAGGGCCAGGAAGUGUCAGGAAACACAACAUUCCUGUGAGUGGCAUUCCAUGUUUAUACUACAGAAGGGAGAAAGAGAGAGAAGCAAAACAGAAGGCAGGCAAGGAGGCUGCUACCACAAAUACAAAGGAAAUUGUGUGUAAUGGGGAAAGUCAUAACGCAGAGAAUGGUGGAGAGAAGCAGCCUGUUGAUACUUCACAGCCGACACUGGCCAGCCUUCCUGUCAAGAUAGAGUACGCAGAGGAGAGAGAGAAAGAAAACUCCCUAGAGCCUGAAGAAUUGAGAAAAUACUGUGAAUCUCUGUUUGAAUUUAGAAAAAUCACUGUCAAUAAGUUCAAAACAUGGAAGGACAGGAGAAGACAUUUGAACAAUGUUAAAAAACAGUCCCGACCAGCACUACCCUCCAACACCAAACUGAUUACUUGUAAAGUCCCAGCAGAAAAAGGAGACCAUAAACCAAGGAAGAAAGAGUUUGUAUUGAAUCCAACAGGGAAAUCCUAUGUUUGUAUUCUGCAUGAAUAUGCUCAGCAUACACUGAGAGUGCAACCUCGUUAUGUUUUCAAAGAGCUUGAAAAUGCCCAGAAUCCUUACAGUGCUACAAUUAUCAUAAAUGAGAUUGAGUAUGGUACAGGAUUUGCUGGCAGCAAAAGGGCAGCUAAAAUGGAAGCAGCUAAAGCUACGCUGAGUAUCCUGAUUCCAGAAAUGUCCAAGUUAAUAGAGAAACAAGUGGAGGAGGAGGAGGAUCUCUCGUUUUUCGAUGAUAUUAAAAUUGAGGACCCCAGGGUUUACGAGUUGUGCAAUAAAUCAGGUCAACCUAGUCCAUUUCAGAUAUUACUGGAGUGUCUCAAGAGGAAUUAUGGCUUAGGUGAUACACAGUGUAAAAUAGAUGUCAAAACUUUGAAGCACCAGAAGAGUGAAUACACUCUAACUGUCGGAAAACACUCUGUUACGGUUGUGUGUAAAAAUAAAAGAGAAGGCAAGCAGAGUGCUGCUCAAGCUAUGUUAAAGCAACUUCACCCACAUAUCUACAGUCUUGGUGCUCUAUUGAGGUUGUAUGGAAGGUCUUCUUGGAAAAGUGUCAAGGAGAAAAAGAAAGAGGAACAUGCCAUAACUGGAUUGCAGUCCCAAGUCCGCUCAAAGAAACCAAAUGAACCUCUCUUACAAAAGUUAAAGGAAGAAAUGAUGAAAAUUCAAAUACAAAGGGAAUCAGUAAAAACCAAGGGGAAGUUUCGUGUGGAUACAAAGACUCUCUCUGGUGCUGUGACAUGUAUAGACCUUUAGAGUUGUCUGCUCUUGUUCCCAUGUAAGGGACCAAAAAAAAUCCACACUGCACAAUUCUAAUUAUUGUUUUUUUGCUUAUUGUUGAAGCUUGAUAAAUGAUGGACUGUGAUUUUUUGGAUAGAAUUUAUUCCCUUUAGAUUUUUUUCAAAUUAAUUAUGUGUACCUGGUCUUGAUGGACAUAUUUGUGCUGAUAAUUUAUUGGAGCAUUCUAUUUAGUAUUUAUUUCAAUGAUAUUUAAAUAUUGAUUGUCCCGAUCAAAUCAUUUUUGUGAUUUUUUUUUUUCAUGUGUAUUAGUGUGUGAUGUUAAUGGUAAAUGUAGAUACAUGUAUGUGCAUAAAUGAUGAGUAAUCAGUUCCUGUGUGAAAUUAUUAUUUUAUAUACAUAUAUACUUGUAUUUUGGUAUUGGGAUUUUCAGAAUGUGUAAUAGAUAUCUUCCAUUAUAUGAUAGGGAAAAACAUCAUGGGUUUAAGAUUUUGAAAAUGUACAUCCACAUGUAAAUAUAAAUUUCUAUUAUCAAAUCGAAUUUGAAAAUUAACUUCGUAACUCUAUUCUUUUUGUUGACUGUGUAUGUAUGAAGUUUUGUAGCUUUGAUAAAUGUGAUUGUAACAUGGUAUAUACAUGUAAAUCAAGAUAUUCUAAUUAAGUCCAGAUUAUAUAAAUCCAUGACACAGAAAAGGCA
This is a messenger RNA of Saccostrea echinata, 3174 nucleotides long. Its product is annotated as microprocessor complex subunit DGCR8-like. The transcript is spliced from 18 exons. The record is from RefSeq and is a predicted model, not a curated record. Gene Ontology annotation, molecular function: heme binding; primary miRNA binding; identical protein binding. Gene Ontology annotation, cellular component: microprocessor complex. Bases 156 to 2495 code for a protein of 779 amino acids. Gene Ontology annotation, biological process: primary miRNA processing. Lineage: Eukaryota; Metazoa; Mollusca; Bivalvia; Ostreida; Ostreidae.